AAGAUGUUAGGCCAACAGGGAAGCGCGGAGCCGCAGAUCUUGCCGGUCUCUCGCUGGGGUGUCUGGAACUGAGCUGCGGCAGGGUCUGGCUCCAGCUCGACUGCCCGAGGGGGUGUGCGUGCGAGCCGCGGAGGGUGUGCUCGGAGGCCCGCGCCGUGGCUGUGGCCGUGGCCGUGGCGGCUGCAGCCGCCUCGGGGAAUCUAAUAUCAGCUACCUGUCCCUGUCACUCUUGACACUUCGCUGUCAGGGCUGCAGCGCGGGGGGCGGGCAAAGCGCUCUCGUAGCUGUCCUUAUUGGAGGGGUAUCAAGGGGAGGGAGGGAGGCAAGAAAAGGGUCUUUGCCCAUUCUUGUUUCGCUUUGGAUCGUGGAAGUCGGCUCCCUAAAGAGGCUCGCAGCGGUUCCCUCCUGCCCACGUCCCCACGUCUGCGUUGGCCCCCCUGCCUUUCGGCUGCCGAACUCUUUUUGGCUGGAGUCUGAAGCUAGAGGAGACAGGGCUGGAGGAUUCGGCAGUUUGCGUUCCCUGGCUCUUUCAAGUCUCGGCUAACACGGGGACACUUGGCGCCUAGAGCGCUACCGAGAACCGGCGGCCACCGGGGCUCCACUGGCGGUAGCCCUGGACUCAUAGGGCUCCGCACUCCCUCGUCCAUGAACUGCAUGAAAGGCCCGCUGCCCUUGGAGCACCGAGCAGCCGGGACUAAGCUGUCGGCCGCCUCCUCACCCUUCUGUCACCAUCCCCAGGCGUUAGCCAUGGCUUCGGUCCUAGCUCCUGGCCAGCCCCGCUCCUUGGACUCCUCCAAACAUAGACUGGAGGUGCAUACAAUCUCCGAUACUUCCAGCCCUGAAGUCGCAGAGAAAGAUAAGGGCCAGCAAGGAAAGAAUGAGGAUGUGGGCGCCGAGGACCCGUCCAAGAAGAAGCGGCAACGCCGGCAGAGGACUCAUUUCACUAGCCAGCAGCUGCAGGAGCUGGAAGCCACUUUCCAGAGAAACCGCUACCCAGACAUGUCCACUCGCGAAGAAAUCGCCGUGUGGACCAACCUUACGGAAGCCCGAGUCCGGGUUUGGUUCAAGAAUCGCCGGGCCAAAUGGAGAAAGCGGGAACGCAACCAGCAGGCCGAGCUGUGCAAGAAUGGCUUUGGGCCGCAGUUCAACGGGCUCAUGCAGCCCUACGAUGACAUGUACCCCGGCUAUUCGUACAACAAUUGGGCUGCCAAGGGCCUCACGUCAGCGUCUCUGUCCACCAAGAGCUUCCCCUUCUUCAACUCCAUGAACGUCAAUCCCCUGUCCUCUCAGAGUAUGUUUUCCCCGCCCAACUCCAUCUCAUCUAUGAGUAUGUCGUCCAGCAUGGUGCCCUCCGCGGUGACCGGCGUCCCGGGCUCCAGCCUCAAUAGCCUGAAUAACUUGAACAACCUGAGCAGCCCGUCGCUGAAUUCCGCGGUGCCCACGCCCGCCUGUCCUUACGCGCCGCCGACUCCUCCGUACGUUUAUAGGGACACAUGUAACUCGAGCCUGGCCAGCCUGAGACUGAAAGCAAAGCAGCACUCCAGCUUCGGCUACGCCAGCGUGCAGAACCCGGCCUCCAACCUGAGUGCUUGCCAGUAUGCAGUCGACCGGCCGGUGUGAACCGCGCCCAGGGCGCGGGGAUCCGAGGACUGUCGGAGUGGGCAACUCUGCCCCAGAAAGACUGAGAAUUGUGCUAGAAGGUCGUGCGCACUAUGGGAAGGAAGAGGGGGGAAAAAAGAUCAGAGGAAAAGAAACCACUGAAUUCAAAGAGAGAGCGCCUUUGAUUUCAAAGGAAUGUCCCCAAGUGUCUACGUCUUUCGCUAAGAGUAUUCCCAACAGUUGGAGGACGCGUACGCCCACAAAUGUUUGACUGGAUAUGACAUUUUAACAUUACUAUAAGCUUGUUAUUUUUUAAGUUUAGCAUUGUUAACAUUAAAAUGACUGAAAGGAUGUAUAUAUAUCGAAAUGUCAAAUUAAUUUUAUAAAAGCAGUUGUUAGUACUAUCACGACAGUGUUUUUAAAGGCUAGGCUUUAAAAUAAAGCAUGUUAUACAGAAUCAGUUAGGAUUUUUCGCUUGCGAGCAAAGGAAUGUAUAUACUAAAUGCCACACUGUAUGUUUCUAACAUAUUAUUAUUAUAAAAAUGUGUGAAUAUAAGUUUUAGAGUAGUUUCUCUGGUGGAUGCCUUGUUUCUGAAACUGCUAUGUACGACCCAUCCUGUGUAUAACAUUUCGUACGAUAUUAUUGUUUUACUUUUCAGCAAAUAUGAAAAAAAAUGUGUUUUAUUUCUUGGGAGUAAAAUAUACUGCAUACAAAUUG
Messenger RNA from Mus musculus (house mouse), 2317 nucleotides. RefSeq names its product paired-like homeodomain transcription factor 2 (gene Pitx2). Gene Ontology annotation, cellular component: nucleus; transcription regulator complex; cytoplasm. Gene Ontology annotation, molecular function: transcription cis-regulatory region binding; DNA-binding transcription factor activity; DNA binding. Bases 646 to 1620 code for a protein of 324 amino acids. The record is from RefSeq and is marked validated. Gene Ontology annotation, biological process: odontogenesis; positive regulation of transcription by RNA polymerase II; animal organ morphogenesis. NCBI's taxonomy places the organism in Eukaryota, Metazoa, Chordata, Mammalia, Rodentia, Muridae. The transcript is spliced from 3 exons.